Messenger RNA from Planococcus citri (citrus mealybug), 2480 nucleotides. It is a transcript of the gene Rab5, whose product is annotated as RAS oncogene family member Rab5. Gene Ontology annotation, molecular function: GTP binding; GTPase activity. Bases 284 to 928 code for a protein of 214 amino acids. NCBI's taxonomy places the organism in Eukaryota, Metazoa, Arthropoda, Insecta, Hemiptera, Pseudococcidae. Gene Ontology annotation, cellular component: Golgi apparatus; endosome. The record is from RefSeq and is a predicted model, not a curated record. The transcript is spliced from 6 exons.
AUUUUCAUGAAAAAAAAUGUCUCCAGCGCAGUGAAAGAAAAUUCGAAAUUUGAUUGAAAAUGCUGCGUUGGAUGUGAUUUACCGUUCGCUUAUCAAUUUCUAUCUACAUUUAUUUUAAUUGUUGUAAUCGUUUGUCGUUAUUGUACAUUGAAAAUCUGGAAUUUAUAGUGUAAAAACGUUACCGUACUUUGAAUUAUUAAAGGUGAUUCAUUCAUGAUUUCAUGAUUUUACACACCUACUUGAAACUUUGAAUCAUUCCGUAGUUUCGUCUAUAAACGAAAGAAUGUCAAAUAGAGUGGUAAAUCAACGUCCAAAUGGACAAGCUCAAGCGAAAAUUUGCCAGUUCAAGCUUGUACUGUUAGGUGAAUCAGCAGUUGGAAAAUCUAGUCUCGUUUUACGUUUUGUUAAAGGUCAAUUUCACGAAUUUCAAGAAAGUACCAUAGGAGCCGCUUUUCUCACGCAAACUGUAUGCCUGGAUGACACCACGGUUAAAUUCGAAAUAUGGGAUACUGCUGGUCAAGAAAGAUAUCAUAGUUUAGCUCCUAUGUACUACAGAAAUGCGCAAGCAGCGAUCGUCGUAUACGACAUCACGAAACAAGACACAUUCGGACGAGCAAAAACCUGGGUUAAAGAACUCCAAAGGCAGGCAUCUCCCGAUAUCGUUAUAGCACUCGCUGGUAAUAAGACAGAUUUAGCUAAUAAAAGAAGUGUAGAAUACGAAGAAGCGCAACAAUACGCCGAAGAAAAUGCGUUAUUAUUUAUGGAAACGUCAGCCAAAAGUGCGAUGAACGUCAACGAUAUAUUCUUGGCUAUAGCCAAAAGGUUACCUAAAAAUAAUGGUAACGCUAGUAGUGGAACAAAUAGACAAAGUCAUCGCCUAGGAGAAACAGAAGGCUCAUCCAGAAUGCCGACUGGCUGUUGUAAAUGAAAUGAAUAUACCAUAAUGCAUUUAUUUCCUUAGCUUAUACGGAUUGCAGUAGCGACAACAGCAACAGCAGCAGCAGUAUUAUUAAAACAAAACAAAAGAAUGGCGUGUCGUUAAAGUACCAACACGAAAAAUUGCAUCAAGCAACGCCGACAACCAAAUAUCACUUUUUAUCCGCGAGUAAUAAAGUUACUAGAAACAUACAUUCGUACUAAGCUUCUGGGAUAUUUUCUUUCAUAUAUAAAAAUACUUAUAUUAUGCAGCGGCAUUUAUUUUGUGUAAAAAAUUCCACUCGCGCACAGGUCCCGGAAAUUUAAUUUGGGCGCGGAUUUAUUCAAACAUGUUUAUAAUCGAUAAUACAUAUAAUUUCGCUAUUACCAUUAGUAUAAUAUACAGGUUUAUGUAUUGAAAUGGAUUCGCGUUCUGGUGUGUACAUUCGUUUUCAUUAUUAUUAUUUUAAUAUUACUAUUAUUACGAAUUAAUAUAAAAAAUUAUGUUAUUUAUUUAUUUUUAUAAUAUUAUUAUUGUAUUAUUAGCAUCGAUUCUUUUUUUAAAUUAAUUCUGUGAAUUAUAUAACAUCACCCUUUUUAUUGUGCAGUAUCAUGAAUGUUGACAAACUAUACGUAUAUCUCGGUUGAUUCUACUAUUAUUCUAUUCUUCUUCGUUUUUUUUUAAAUGGCUACUCGAGCAUUUGCAUGCAAAAAUUUAAUGAAAGUUUUUACAGUUUUGUAUAUUUUAUUUGAAAAUCAGUGUAAGUAAAUUUUAUACUUUGAAACUCUUUAAUUUAUUUUCGAAUGCUGACAUCUGCGUAUUAGUGGUCAUCUUCUGUUCGAAGUAUUUAUCAUUGUGCGGGUGGUAAUAUUAUUGUUUUGUUGAAUUUGCAACUGUUUUAUAGAUACCUAUUUUUUACUUUUAUUAUUUCUUUUCCUUUUUUUAAAAAAAAAUCUGUCGUAGGUGGAAAUGAUAUGAAUAUCUCUGAAUAAAAAUUACUUUUGUUUAUCAUUUUUUUUUCAAUGUACUUUUUCAUAUGCUCGGAUAAAUACGUGUAAUGUAAAGUGAUCAUUUCCUCCCGUAGUUCUAGAAUUUGAAUCGAAACAUUUUAAAAUCAUGUAGGUAGGUCUAUUUUUUCAUGUUCGUGUUAUUGAGAAGUGAAGUGUUAAUGGAACGAUAUCAUAAGCUUUAAUGGAGGUUUAUUCGUAAAAAAAAAGUAAUUUAAUUAUAACGCAUUAUAGACUAUUUUGUGUGAUUGUAAAUAUAAUGGCCCCAGUUUUUCCUUAUUCAAUGCUUAAAUUUUACCUCUUGUAAUAUGUAGGUACUUCGUAGGAAAUAUUUGGAAAAUGUUCAACCAGCAAACAGUUUUGUAACACGGAUCGCUUUAUUAAAUUUUAAAUUUAAAAAUCUGAUAUGCCCUCAAAGUUCGAAUCGAUCAACGAAACCGUUUUGAUUUUUCAUUACGCCAUCGUUGCUGAUAAUUUUUUUUUUUUUACUUUACCGCCUACAUCCAAUACGUGUGUAAAUCGAGAAAAUUUUGUAAUAAAGAAUUCAUUUUAUAUAA